GGGAAGUGGGACAGUCGUUUGCCGUACCUCGAUCCCUGAACCUGCGUGCCGGCCUCUUUGUCCUCGCGAUUUCCACCGAAGAGGAAUUUCCUUAAAGUAAGAAGUUAUUGAAUGUCAGUGGAAGACAGAGAGUCCGAGACAUAAUACUGGUUCGGUAAAACGAGGCCUGGUGAAAUGAAGUGACGGUGAAAGUUCGCCGUUUUCAAACGAUCGAAUCAUUUUCUUUCCCUGAGGUCUGCAUGGUCUAUUUUCGAGUCCGCAGUUAAAACCUUUUCAAAGUGAUUUUCGUUUCUUUUACAGCUUUUCAUUUACCCGGCAUCGAUUGUGGUUUGUGCUUUGAGUGGAUCGAGUGUAAAAGCCCUGGGAUUAGUUCGCAAAGUAUCGUACGGAUUGAACAAGUCUCGUUCAAUACUCUUAAGGUUACUUCUACUCGUGUUUUAAAAAUUAUCGCGACUGUAUUUAAUUACACAAUUCUCCAUUUCUCGAUUAAUCGUUCGAUAUAAAAUGCUUUGUCGCACUUCUCAGUAAUAGUCGUCGUUUGAUUAUCGGUUCAUACAAGAAUUACUCAAAUCCUCCCGUUACGUUUGAGGUCCGAUUAAAGCUCUCUGACUUCCUCUCGGUCCAGUUCGCGGUUACCGAGGACUGCGAAUCAAUCAGUGGGUGAUUGAUGAGAAGCCUGCAGUGUCACGUGAAUCCUCUGUCAUCGGAUCGUGUGUCCAAUCAGGACGAGUCUCUUCUGCAAUUCCUACUCGCUGGGUGAAAUUUAAUUUGCAAUGCUGAUCUUUUGAUGGCAGGCGAUGAUGCGGAAGGAUUUUAAACCUGAAAAAAUCCACGCGGAUGAUAAACCACGGUGCUUUGAUAGUCGAUAAGAAAAAAAAGAAAAUUCAAAUUUAGAGUAUAUUAGAAAUACCAACUACCAUGUAUUACCAACUAUAAUGUUUCUCUGAAGACAAGAGCACUGAAUAACGAACUUUAGCCUGAGAUUUACAAUAUUUAUGUAACAUCAUCGGGAGCAGCUGACACGUUUGAAACGAGAAUUAUUAACGUGGAGAAAUGACACCUGAACUAAAAGUGAAAAGUUGAAAUUGAGUAAUAAUUUUUUGUGAAACGUACGUCGCGGACGCCGAGGGAACUCGUGCUAUUCGCGAAGAUGGAUCACUGGCAAAUGUUCGCUUUCUUUUUCGUCGGAAGUUUUUUUAAAGACAUUUGGGCGAUCAACAUAAAGGACGUGAGAAUCCCGAAGGUGGUGAGAGAGGGUACGGAGGAGCCGAUUAUUCUGGACUGCAACUACGAGAUGGGAACAUCAUCGAACACUGGUCUCACGAUAAAGUGGCACAUCGGACCGAAGGUGCUGUAUCAGUGGGUUCAGGGAAGUCCACCGCGAGCUUCCGAAGAGUUCCACAAGUACGUCGACGUGUCCUACAAGGCUAGCAACAACUCGAACACCAUGUACAGGGCCGUCAAGCUUGUCAGACCUGGGCUCGAGCUCUCCGGGAACUACAGGUGCGUCGUCUGGACUCACGACGACGAGGUCGAGGAGGAAGAGAGGAUGGUGGUGUACUCGCCGGAAAAUUACUUCACUAUACAUCAGGAUUACAAAAGUACGGAUGAAUCGAACUGUGAGCUUAUCGUCACCUGUCUGGCCAAGGGCUUGUCUCCUCUGCCAACGAUAACGCUGCGAAAGGACAUGGAAGAAAUCUUACAACAAAAAGCAGUCAUUCCUCGCGCUGAUGGACGGUACGAAGUCAAAUCAGUCGCCGUUAUGGACGCCAAGAGGCUUCGGCCUCCCGUCACGUUCAAGUGCGAAAUCCACAUUCAAGACGCCAACUACACCAACUUCAAGGAGGUCGUCUACAGCAGCUGUGACGCUCGGCUGCCUCGAACUUUCUUCCUUGCAGCCAUCUUCGCUGUUCUAAUCCUCUUUGCUGGUAAUCAAUAGUGAUCUGUUCAUGCUAGUGAUCCUGAUAAUGUGAACGAGUGGUAAAGACGUGUAUUUUUGUCGGGCUGAAUUUAGUGGGAAGAAAAGGGGUGUGCAAACUUUUCGCAAGACCGGGUGUGAUUUUUUGCGUCUGGAAAAAAAAAUAUAUAUAUAUAUAUAUAUGCCCGCAGUUGCGACGGAAUUUUAUAAAUCCUUUAUCACUGUAACGCUUGCAAUUGCGCAAGGACUGAAAUUAUCGGAGGCGAUUUGUUCCUAUAGAUUAACGUGUCAGGUUUUUACUCGAGUGUUCAUUGUUCGACGUAAUUUUUCAAUAUUUUAUUUUUUCCUUCUCACGCGAAAAAUCGACGAGUAUAACAGCUAAUUCCAACAAUCUUACCCGAGUGAAUGUAAAAGUUGGAAUAAAUAUGCAAGAAACGAACAGAAAUUUAUGUGUUGAAUAAAAAAAAAUAAAUAAAUAAAUAAAAAUUGUCCAAUGUCGUGAAAACGAUUCACGGAUAAUAUUUAACGCCUAAAAAAACACAUUACUUUUAUUAUCGACGAUCGACAUUUCAAAUAAUUUUCCCGGCCUAAAUAAACACUAUGAGUUUAAUUUAAAAUUAGUAAAUUUUACUGGAAAUAUCGAUCAAUUUUUCAGUGUUGAACAUUUUAAAUUCACGUCUUUGGUAAAUACAGAUAGAAGAUUUUACUCUGAAUGACAAUAUUAAAGACAAAUGUAUCGAGGUGAUGUAAUUCGUAAGGUGACUUAAUUUACUGAACAAUUCUAGGCCAGCUGAUAGAAAAUUUCCAGUUUGAAUUUCAAAUUUCUCAGAGUCGAUUGAAAAAAGGUCCUAUUAGGAUUUCUAAUAUUUUCAAGAUGCAAUUCUUCAGGCGUUGAUCUAUUUUUUCUGGCGUAAAAUUUGAUUAUUUACGUACAUAGCUGCGGGACUCAAGAUUUGAAAAUGUGGAAUCAAGUGAUUAGAUUUUUCGUACUUUUCAAUCAUCGAUUUGUAUAUUGACAGAAAUAUUUGCUUGCAUACGUGUCGUGUAAAUAUUAUAUUUGACAUAUAGUUAUGUAAAAUUGAAUCGAGGCCAUUCAUUCAUUCGUAUAAUUGUAAAAUUAGGAGAGAUAAAUAUUCUCUAUAUUACGUGGUCCUGUUUCAACUCCGAUAAAUGUAUACCGAUAAUAUAAAAAUUUAUUACAUGUAUAGGCUUAAAUGCGAAAAUUACAACGCCAAUAUCUCUGUGUGUAAAAAUGAUGAUUAAAAUGGAAAUGCUUUAAAGGGAGUAUAAAAAUAUAUGUAUAAUAAAAAUGGUGAAAUUAUAUGAUACAUUUAAUGAAUGAUUGGCUUGCUUGGACAAUGAUAACGAAAAUAACGGAAUUCUUAAAUUAAUUAAUGUAAAUUAAAGAUGAAAAUCAAGCGAAAACAAACAUUCGUUAAAGAGAAAUGAUGAAUAAUAAAUGAAGGGGGAUAUGAAUGUACAGAAUACAGGGUGCUAAAUUUACUUGUCGAUUAUAUAACGGAUCGUGAUUCGAAUGGCAACAACACGAAUUCGUGAUACUCAAGUUUCGUAAAUUUCAAACCAACGUAACCGAGCUACACUCGUGAGAUAAGAAUUAGAAAUAAAAUUCCAAUCGUCCGGUUAAUAAAAUCGAUAAUUUCAGUUACGGUAACGAAAGAAUUGCAAAAACUGUUAUGUAAAGCUACUUAACUGUAAAUAAUUGGCUAAUACUUUGAUUGACACUGUAGAUUGAAAAGUGCAAAAGACAAAAGAAAAAGAAAUCAAUCCUGUCGUCAUUUUGAAAGUAAACUUCAAAAUCAAUUACGGCCGAUAUAAUUCGAUCGAGCGAUAAGACGAAAAGUGACAUAUUUUGAAAUGAGAAUUUGGCUAAAUAAAAAAAUCUAUCUCACCAUGAAUAUAUAUAUGUAUAGAUAAUAGAUAUACAUGUGCGAAGCUAAUUGAUCAAGGCUUGACCGGUUUCGUUCAAAAGUAAUUUGAAUUAUCGAUCACGUCAUUUUCGGUCAUUUCGUGAUAAGUGGUUAUAAUAAUAAUAAUAAUAAGUAUACAUAGGUGUUAAUUUGUUAAAAAUAUAAUAACCAUGUACAUGUUUAACAUAGGUAUGUAUUAUACGACCACAGGACAUAUUACGAUUAUAAUUUAUAAAUUUAUUAACACUUGUAAUUCGAUUUUCUAUAUUUCCAGAGUGAAUAACGAUUGUUAAAUAAUACAGCCUAUGGUAUAUAUAUAUAUAUAAAAGAAGAGAAAAUUAUGCGAGAAUAUAUGAUAUAUAUACAGAUACAUAUAUAUAUGUAUACAUAUAUAUAUAUAUACACAUGUAUAUUUUACAUUCAAAAUACCAAGCCGUGUCACGCUAUAUGCAUAAAUAAAUAUACAUAUUGUAUAUGUGUAUAGAUAUUCAAUACUGUACAAUAUAUCUGUGUGUAUCUGUGUCACGUGAGUGCGAUAAUUAAAUAUUUAUCGCGUCGUUUAUCGUAUUUACGCGGAAUAUUAAAAACAAGGUGAGGUGAUAGGGUUGCGAAAAGAAACAAUAACUAUUUAUUUAUAGCGACUUUUCUCACACAAAUGAUCACAGCGUUUCAUCGUCGACUUUUUCGUAAACAACAAUAUAAUAUAUGUUAUAUAUAUUAUAUAAUAUAAUAUAUAUUUCAUGUUAUUCAUAUGCUAGUGUAAAUGUUCAGAUCCUCCGCUGAAUAAUCAAAUGAAAUAAACGAACAAUUUGACAAAAAUAAUACGGAGUCGAAGAGUGAUUGCCCGGAUCGCCUUGGAGAUUUCGUCAAAUUUAUGUGCGUCUAGGGGAAUGCAGAAGAGUAUAUUUUCAUCCUUGUAAUUCGCACGGCGUGACCGGUAAAAAAAAAAAAAGACACAAGCAGCGUCGAAAGGAAAAGCCGCAUUGUCUCUUCGAAAACGUGAUCGCUGCGUGUAUCGCAAAAGAAAAAAAAAAAAAGAAGGGAAGAAAGAUAAAUCGUGUAAUUCCGGGAGUUUAAUUAAUCGCGGUAACGCAACCGAGCUAAAUUUAUUACGCUUUUAUCAGCAGUAAUAUUAUAUAUCCAUCUGCACGUGAUGCAUGGUGGGAAAUAACAAUUUGUCAAUUUUACGAAACAAUUUGCAUGCAUGUUGAUCUUGCCAACUUGAAGUUCGUUGGUUAUUCUCAGAUAUUAUGACAAAUAAAAAGUAUGUAACUAAAAAAACACCGGGACGAUAUCAGAUCUAAUAAUUCAGUCGAGCCAAGGUCUGUCCUGUGUCCCCCAUCUCCAUUACGUUAAUAAAAUUCAUCGUUCGCGUCGUUAUAACGAGUAAAACACCUGACGUUUAACCACAGGAAAUGGCGAUAAAUAUGCAAGAUGUUGCUGAGAAAUGAAAAAGCUUCGAAGAAGUGAAAUUCGAGGAAAAUUUAUUCGUGCGGAUGAGAAAAAAAAAAAAAAACGUCACCAGGAAGAUGAUUUAAUACAAAUUAUAUCGAGCGGGAAGAUUGCAAGUAAAUUCUAAAAUAUAUUGUUCGGUUAAUAUAUAUUUUUUAUUACUUGUAUUACAAUAAUUAUGACGGUCAGAAAAUGCCGUCAAUUUACGCCCCUCUCGUUCUGAUUAUAACAUGCGAAAUAUUAGUUCUGAAAAAAUUGAGAGACAAACGGCAUUAGAAAAAUAAAUAAAUAAACGUUCAUUCCUACGCGUGUUAUAAUU
Molecule: messenger RNA, 5617 nt
Organism: Neodiprion fabricii
Lineage: Eukaryota; Metazoa; Arthropoda; Insecta; Hymenoptera; Diprionidae
Exons: 5
Coding region: 1151-1939 (262 amino acids)
Source: RefSeq, a predicted model, not a curated record